Molecule: messenger RNA, 843 nt
Organism: Trichomonas vaginalis G3
Lineage: Eukaryota; Parabasalia; Trichomonadida; Trichomonadidae
Product: protein of unknown function, DUF4106 family
Exons: 1
Source: RefSeq, a predicted model, not a curated record
AUGUACGCCGCUCAGAAUAUAACGCCAACAGUUUUGGAUGCCAUGAACGGAAAUGUUUCCGAAUGGUAUAACGAAUGCGACAAUGCCAUUAGAAGGUCAGAAAUAGUUCCUGGAACUUACGAAUAUACAACUGCUGUUUCUUAUGGAAACGUAGGUGAGUUUGGAGAAGGUUCUUCAACAACAGUAGAUAUUGCUUGCGACAGGUUUCAUAUUAUUUCUAUUGACAACUCAUUCUUAUACGUGGAACAAGACAUUGAAAUAAAACCUUCUGCCAAGUUGUCUGACAAGAAAGGUUGCAAUGGAAUUUUCUAUGUCGGAUACCAAUAUGCUCCAGAAGUUUUCAUGGGAUAUAAGAUAUAUUCUAACUCUGACUUAGUUCAAACAGUAACAUGGGCAAACUAUGAAUGGUUCGCUUUGAGAAACUCAGUACAACCACAAGCUAGAGAACAAACAGACCAGUAUGCAACUAUUGAGAAAAUAAGAAGACUUGACCCUAACGUUCCAGGAGUUUAUGUUAACCUUUCUGGUUCAGAUGGAACUGCUGCCACUAAAGUAAAACUGAAACUUAGAGUUCCUUUGUCAUCUUUCCUCAUCUUCAGGUUUUUAAGAUACUUGCCAAACUGGGCAGGAAAAAUUUCUAUCGAACUUACUCCAAGCAAAAAUAACUUAGUCAUUGCACCAACACAAGACCCAUUCACUAUUACAGACGUAAAGGGAACAAAUCAAACGUCAUUCGCCGAAUUUUGCAAAGACAAAGUUGACUUAGACUUUGGUUUCUCAAACUUCAACAAUGAAGUAAACUAUUAUUUCAAUGCUGCUGGAACUGCUUGGGACCCAGUUAAG